UGCGCGAAAUCGGCGGCUUUUGUUCGAGCGUGUCCCUCGUCAGUGCGGUUUGGCGACGCUUUUGGUGUCCCGUUUUUCGACGUGCGGACGUGCCUCAAAUCCAACAAGCAAAAAAAAAGGCAAGUGAAGCCGGAUCCCGCAGCCCGCCGGAUCGCGCAGCCUCUUUGGACCGAUCCGACCAACCGUGCGCGAUAAAUAAUCUUCGCCCAGUUCGCCCUUCUGCGUCUUGGCGAUAAAAGAAGGGGAACAAAACUCAUCAACCACAACCUUCGGCUGUUCGAUAUCCAUUCCAGAAGUGCCCAUUCACACAGCAUGACAGAUCCAAAGGGUGGCGGUGGCGGUGGCGGCGGUGCUGCAAAUGACGUGGAAAUGAAUGCCCUGCCGCGCAAUCAGUCAGUGAACCGGUUCCAGGUUAACCUUGUCAAUCAUGACGAUCCGGCCGGGCACGGCACGGGCAACGGUACGGCCCCCGAGCCGGUCACCGAGGACGACCUGUUCCCGGAGGAGAUGGUCAAGCGGCGAACCUCCCGGCUGCAGUCGCUGCGCAGCAGCUUCCGCACCGACCGGGACCGGGAUCCGGAGCAGCCGCGGCAGCGCAAACCCUCGACGCGCUUCAACGUCGAGGGGGGCGAAUCGGACUCGAACGACGACGAGGAGGAUAAUCUGAUCGACGAGAAUCGAUACGCCCGUAGCUUCCGACACUUUACCCGGGAAGCGCUGCCACGGAUGGACAACUAUCGCAACAUUCUGUCGUUCCAGGGCAACCAGAGACCGACGCUGGACGAGCUGCACGACGCCUCCAUCACCAACAAGGAAACAAUGCGCCGCGGUACGGUGCACGAACCGGCCGAGCUGGACGGAUCCAUUAAGUUCGGCUGGAUUAAGGGCGUCCUGAUGCGCUGCCUGCUAAACAUCUGGGGCGUGAUGCUGUUCCUGCGACUGAGCUGGGUCGUCGGCCAGGCCGGUAUCGUGCAGGGCGUCGUGCUGAUCUGCAUGACCACCGUGGUGACGACGAUCACAGCCCUCUCGAUGUCUGCCAUCAGCACGAACGGUGUGAUCAAGGGCGGCGGCACGUACUACAUGAUAUCGCGCUCGCUCGGGCCCGAGUUUGGCGGCUCGAUCGGGCUAAUCUUCUCGCUGGCGAACGCGGUCGCCUGCGCGAUGUACGUGGUCGGGUUCUGCGAGUCCAUGAUCGAUCUGCUCGCCUCGUUCGGCGUGGCGAUCGUGGACGGGGCCGUGAACGAUGUGCGCAUCAUCGGCUGCAUCACGAUCGUGCUGCUGCUGUGCAUCGUCGUCGUCGGGAUGGAGUGGGAGGCGAAGGCCCAGAUCGUGCUGCUCAUCAUCCUGCUGGUGGCGAUCGUGGACUUUUGCGUCGGCUCGCUGUGGGGUCCAAAGUCGGAGCUGGACGUGGCGCGCGGCUUCGUCGGCUACAAUGCGACGGUACUGAUGGAGAACAUGCAAUCGGCGUACCGCGUGUCGAAGGGCACGCAGCACGAUUUCUUCUCCGUGUUUUCCAUCUUCUUCCCGGCCGCGACGGGCAUACUGGCGGGGGCGAACAUUAGCGGCGAUCUGAAGGACCCGUCGUCCUCCAUCCCGAAGGGCACGAUACUGGCGAUCGCGAUUACGUCCGCGUCGUACAUCGGCAUGGCGGUGGUGGCCGGCGCAACGGUGCUGCGCGACGCGACCGGCAACGUGACGGACGUCGUGAACGGGACGUGGGACUUUUCCGCGUGCGAGGAGACGAGCUGCGCGUACGGACUGCACAACUCGUUCCAGGUGAUGGAGCUGGUGUCGGUGUUUGGGCCGCUGAUCUAUGCCGGCUGCUUCGCGGCCACGCUGUCGUCCGCGCUGGCCAGCCUCGUGUCGGCGCCGAAGGUGUUCCAGGCGCUGUGCAAGGACAAGCUGUACCCGAAGAUCAGCUGGUUCGGCAAGGGCUUCGGCAAGAACAACGAGCCGGUGCGCGGGUACAUACUGACGUUCGUCAUCUCGGUGGCGGUGAUUCUGGUGGGCGAUCUGAACAUGAUCGCGCCGCUCAUCUCCAACUUCUUCCUGGCCGCUUACUGUCUGGUGAACUUCAGCACGUUCCAUGCCAGCUUGGCCAAACCGGUCGGCUGGCGGCCCACUUUUAAGUAUUAUAACAUGUGGCUGAGUCUGCUGGGUGCUAUUUUCUGUAUCGCGGUAAUGUUCCUGAUCUCCUGGCCCACGGCACUGAUCACCUUUGCGGCCGUGCUGUCACUGUACCUGAUCGUGUCGUACCGCAAGCCCGACGUUAACUGGGGCUCCACCACCCAAGCCCAAACGUACAAAAACGCACUCCUCUCGGUGCAGCAGCUGAACAAUGUGGAGGAGCACGUCAAGAACUACCGGCCCCAGAUACUGGUCCUGUGCGGGCAUCCAAGCUCCCGGCCACUGCUCGUCAACUUUGCCUACCUGCUCACCAAGAAGCUGUCCCUGCUCGUCUGUGGCCACGUGACCAAGACGCACGUGUCGCAGAAGUACCGCAACCAUCUGCAGAAGAAGGCGGCCGAGUGGUUCCGCCGGCACAAGGUGAAGGGUUUCUACUCGCUGAUCGACGAUAACGAUUUCGAGACCGGGUCGCGCGCCAUCAUGCAAGCGUCCGGCAUCGGCAAGCUGCGCCCGAACGUGCUGCUGAUGGGCUUCAAGGGCGACUGGGAUCGGUGCGAGCCGGCCGAGCUGGAGCAGUACUUUAACGUCGUGCACAAGGCGCUCGACAUGUACUUAUCGGUGGCGAUACUGCGCGUCGGCAAGGGCUUCGACUACUCGCAGGUGCUCGGCGAGGACACGGUCAAGUUCAUCUCGGAGUACCCGCGCACGCUGGUGGCGAACGACAGCACGAACGAUCUGCUCGCCCACAACAAGGUCAGCUCGCUGCACGGCAGCUGCGAUUCGCUCAGUCGCAACGUUUCGCAAGACCAAACUAAUGACGUUAACGAGAAGAAUGCGAAAAAUCUCAAGGCAAGCAGUACCAGCGAUCUGAGCAAAACCAUCUCCGUAGCACCAGACCCGAUCGAUAUCAAUGCCAAGCUGAUUACGGAAUCUGGCCAGCGGUCACUGAAACGGGGCGAUCCGUCCCUGCUGUACCGCGGACCGGGCGGCGCCGAACUGCCCACCGAGGUGCUGGACGAGCUGACGCAGUUCACCUCGAAAAAGAAGACGGGCAUCAUCGACGUGUACUGGCUGUACGAUGACGGUGGGCUGACGCUGCUGCUGCCGUACAUUAUCAGCACCCGGCGGAACUGGGCGUCGUGCAAGCUGCGCGUGUUCGCGCUCGCCAACCGCAAGACGGAGCUGGAGUUUGAGCAGCGCAACAUGGCGAGCCUGCUGGCCAAGUUCCGCAUCGACUACUCCGAUCUGCAGCUGCUGCCGGACGUCACCAAGAAGCCGAACCAGGAGAUGGCCGACUUUUUCAAGGGAUUAAUCAAAGAGUUUACGGCGAAGGAUGAUGCCGCGGAUGCUAGCACAGCGGGAACUUCGACCAUCUCGAAGGCGGAAUUGCUCGCGGUACAGGACAAGACGAACCGCCACCUGAACCUGCGCGAGUAUCUGCUCCAGCACUCCAGCAAGUCCGACCUGGUCGUGAUGACGCUGCCGAUGCCGCGCAAGGGUGUCGUCUCCGCUCCGCUCUACAUGGCGUGGCUGGAAGCGUUGAGCCGCGAUUUGCCCCCGUUCCUGUUUGUCCGCGGCAAUCAGACGUCCGUGCUGACGUUCUACUCUUAACCGCCGCGCGGGGAAACCACUUGACCGAUCCUUUCCUUCCCUCUCCCCAUCACCAUUUCAUUUUGCUUUUCGUCUAUUCACACGUUGUUUGUAGUUUUGUAAGAGUUUCUUCUAUUUGGCUUCUCAAUCUGAUGCCCCCAUCUGGCCAUGCCUUGAUUGAGACCUGUAUUUCAUAAUUAAUUUAUUGCUUCUAAGGGGAUAGUGGUGUGUGUGUGUAUUUGGCUCUUGUUAGCCUGUUCCCACAAGCUCAUCGACCACGUAACCCAAGAUGGUAACCAAGGUAACAGAAAAGCGCAUUAGCAAAAUCCAUUUCGAGCAGUCGCCCGGCGAGUACCGCGAACCCUUUUUUGAACAGGGGAAAGUUUUUCCCCCCAAACGGAACGGGAAACCCCUUUUCACCGAUCCGCACUAAUGGUGUGGCAUUGUGUAGCAGCAACCAUUCGGACCAUUCGGAUGGACGGGAUAGGUGAAAAGUCAGAGCAGUAGCGGUUAUUGGUUUAGAGGUGUAUUUGGUUUCAUCGGUUUCUAUUACAUUGCUACUUUUGCUCUCUCUCUUACCGACGAAGUCAUCCGGUUGACGCGUAACGUCCAUUACCACCGGGCAAAAGCUGCUGGUUGGCAUAACUUUUUCUCUAUUUUUACAUUCUCACUCUGCUGAACCUUCCUUCCCGAGACUGCUGAAGGUUUCCUUCUUCCUACUCUGAGCGGUGGAGGAAGAAAUAGAAGAAUAAGAAUGAAAUCUGGCUGCACCAGAGAGUAGAGGACGUCGCGGUUGAAAUUGCACCCGUCAAGAGCGGUCGUGGCAACGGAAGAGAGAGAAAGAGAGAGAGUCGGAUAUCCUUUUUUUUGUUGUUGCGCAUCUUUGUCACGCGUCAGAUGGCAAUUGUUGCGGAUUCAGGGGUGGAUUGGGUUUUGUGGGUUUAGAUGUUUUGAUUGUGCGAUUGUAUUUUCCUGUUAUCGCCCCCCCCCCCCCCCCCAUUGCUCUCUAUGCUGUCUUCCACACACCGGUCUGGGGGAGAAGGGCGCAUACGUGUGUGCUUGUGUCCGUCCGAGUGUGUGCUGUAGCAAUCCGAUUUGCCGGUUUGUUUCGCUCCCCUGUAGCACACUGUGUCCAAUGUCAAUGGCGGAAGCCACCAAACGGAGUGAAAAAUGCAUCUUUUAUUACAUUGCAUGCAUAGCGUAGUGAAGUGGUGGAGAAGCGAACGGCCAAUCCCUUGCGGAAAGCGGAUUGUAGCGAAAUAGUCAUGGAACAACAUGCAGGCCAUUCUCUCCCGUUCCUCACCUCCAUCAGCUCUCCCAGUGGUUUGCACUUGACCUUUUGCGAAGUGUCCGACCGGUCACCGGCUUAGGAAUGGGGACGACAUUCCACCCCACAAGCACGAAACUAUCCCCCCUCCCUCUGAAACACAUUCCAUACCGCAUAGACGCUUCUCAUCGCCGGCUUGCAGCAUCGCUGUCACGUUCAGAGACGAUUGGUGGAGAGGGGAGGGGGAGGGAACAGAACACGAGCGCCCGGGAGCAGUGCAUAUAAGUAUUAAUUUUCUCAACAUCCCUUUUGUGUGUGUGUGUGUGAAGAAGAUGGAAGUUGUUGUCCGUGCAGAUUUCAGCAAACAGAGGAAACUCUGGUCGCGCCGUGUGCAUGCUGGAUGCUGUUUUUUUUUUGUUUGUUUUGUUAUUUAUAGUAUUAUUAUUUCAUUUACGGCUAGAAUUAGGACUGCACUGUGCGAGAGGCGGGAGGACACUUUCCACUGAUGGAGUGACCGCGAGCUGGGGAUGGAAAGGAAAGAACAUGAGACAGCAGGGAGAGGGGAGGGGGGGGGUAAGUGGAUCAGCUUAAGCUCUUAGAUUAGCCCGCGAUGUCGGGAAGUGCCUUUAUUGUUUGUGUGCCGCUGUUCUGGACUGGUGUAAAAGGCGAAGUAGUAGUAGUUCGCUGGUGGCGAAGUGUACACAUUUUUACAUUGACAACACAAAUUGACAACACAAACACACUGAAAGUGAGAGGAUAGAGUAUUCGCUUAGAACAGUUGCAUAGAAUUCGUAUCGUAUCGUAUUGUGCUUGUAAAAGCUACCUUUGUUACAAUAAAAUUGAUUCCAGUAAAAAUGUUUA
Messenger RNA from Anopheles arabiensis, 5845 nucleotides. RefSeq names its product bumetanide-sensitive sodium-(potassium)-chloride cotransporter (gene Ncc69). The coding region runs from base 313 to 3738 and encodes 1141 amino acids. Lineage: Eukaryota; Metazoa; Arthropoda; Insecta; Diptera; Culicidae. The transcript has 9 exons. Gene Ontology annotation, cellular component: membrane. Gene Ontology annotation, biological process: potassium ion homeostasis; cell volume homeostasis; chloride ion homeostasis. The record is from RefSeq and is a predicted model, not a curated record. Gene Ontology annotation, molecular function: sodium:potassium:chloride symporter activity.